Messenger RNA from Arabis nemorensis, 2727 nucleotides. The record is from the annotation of a GenBank genome assembly. NCBI's taxonomy places the organism in Eukaryota, Viridiplantae, Streptophyta, Magnoliopsida, Brassicales, Brassicaceae.
AUGGAUCUCAUCUCAUCUCUACUCGUGGGCUUAGCUCAGAUGUUGUGUGAAUCUAUGAAUAUGGCAGAGAGAAGAGGACAAAAGACUGACCUUAAGCAAGCCAUCAGUGAUCUCGAAGCAGCCACCGCCGAAUUGAAGGCCAUACGGGAUGAUCUGAACUUACGGAUCCAACAAGACAAUCUAGAGGGACGAAGCUGCACAAACCGUGCUAGAGAGUGGCUCACUGCAGUGCAAUCAGCAGAGAUCAAAACAGACUCGAUUCUAGCGAGGUUUAAGCACCGUGAACAGAGGACGAGAAUGCGGAGGAGAUGCCUUGGUUGCUUUGGUUAUGCCGACCACAAACAGUGCAAGAAGGUUUUGGCGACAUUGAAAAGCAUCAGUGACCUUAGAGAACGCUCUGAAGAUAUGAAAACAGAUGGCGGGUCCAUUCAAGAGACUAGUAGGAAGAUACCGAUCAAGUCCGUGGUCGGGAUUACCAAGAUGAUGGAACGGGUUUGGGAAUUUCUCAGCGAAGAAGAAGAAAGAGGAAUCAUUGGUGUUUAUGGACCUGGCGGGGUUGGGAAGACAACGCUAAUGCGGAGCAUUAACAACGAGCUGAUCACAAGAGGUCAUCAGUAUGAUGUACUGAUAUGGGUUGCAAUGUCCAGAGAAUUCGGCGAGUGUACAAUUCAGCAAGCUAUUGGAGAGCGGUUGGGUUUAUCUUGGGACGAGAAGGAGACCGGGGAAAAUAGAGCUUUGAAGAUAUACAGAGCUUUGAAACAGAAACGGUUCUUGUUGUUGCUAGAUGAUGUCUGGGAAGAGAUAGACUUGGAGAAAACCGGAGUUCCUCGACCUGACAGGGAUAACAAAGGUAAGGUGAUGUUCACGACACGAUCUAUGGCAUUGUGCAGCAAUAUGGGUGCGGAAUGCAAGUUGAGAGUGGAGUUUCUCGGGAAGGAAUACGCGUGGAAGCUCUUCUGUGAUAAAGCUGGAAGAAAAGAUCUCUUGGAUUCGCCACUGAUUCGUCGGCUCGCUGAGACUAUAGUGAGCAAAUGUGGAGGAUUGCCACUUGCGUUGAUCACUUUAGGAGGAGCCAUGGCUCAUAGAGAGACCGAAGAAGAGUGGAUUCACGCGAGUGAAGUUCUGAACAGGUUUCCAGCAGAGAUGAAGGGUAUGGACUAUGUGUUUACCCUUUUAAAAUUGAGCUACGACAAUCUCGAGAGCGAUCUGCUUCGAACUUGUUUCUUGUACUGCGCUUUAUUCCCGGAAGAACAUUCUAUUGAGAUCGAACAGCUUGUGGAGUACUGGGUCGGAGAAGGGUUCAUCAACAGCUCCCAUGGCGUUAACACCAUUUACAAGGGAUAUUUCCUGAUUGGGGACUUGAAAGCUGCGUGUCUGUUGGAAACAGGGGAUGAGAAAACUCAGGUGAAGAUGCAUAACGUCGUUAGAAGCUUUGCACUGUGGAUGGCAUCUGAACAGGGGACUUAUAAAGAGGUGAUUCUAGUAGAGCCUAGCAUGGCACUUACUGAGGCCCCCAAAGCAGAAAAAUGGCGACAGGCGUUGGUCAUUUCAUUGUUGGAUAACAGAAUCCAGACCUUGCCUGAAAAACCCGUAUGCCCGAGUCUGACAACAUUGAUGCUCCAACAGAACAAGUCUUUGAAGAAGAUUCCAACAGGGUUUUUCACACUUAUGCCUGUUCUCAGGGUCCUUGACCUGUCCUUCACAAGUAUCACUGAAAUUCCAUUGUCUAUUAAGUAUUUGGUUGAGUUAUAUCAUUUGGCUAUGUCAGGAACAAAGAUAAGUGUAUUGCCCCUUGAGCUUGGGAAUCUUAGAAAACUGAAGCAUCUGGACUUACAAAGAACCCAGUUUCUCCAGACAAUCCCACGAGAUGCCAUAUGUUGGUUGAGCAAACUCGAGGUUCUGAACCUGUACUACAGUUAUGCUGGUUGGGAACUGCAGAGUUUUGAAGAAGAUGACGUAGAAGAACUCGGGUUUGCCGACUUGGAACACUUGGAAAACCUCACCACACUCGGUAUCACUGUUCUCUCACUGGAGACCCUGAAAACACUCUACAAGUUUGGCGCCUUGCAUAAACGUAUACAACAUCUGCACAUUGAAGAGUGUGUUGGUCUCCUCUACUUCGAUCUCCUGUCACUCACUAACCAUGGUAGGAACUUGAGAAGACUUAGCAUUAAAAAUUGCCAUGACUUGGAAUACCUGGUCACACCCACAGAUGAUGAAAAUGACUGGCUUCCAAGUCUAGAGGUUCUGACGUUACAUAGCCUCCAUAAAUUAAGCCGAGUGUGGGGGAAUUCUGUAAGCCAAGAGUGUUUGUGGAAUAUCCGUUUCAUUAACAUUUCACACUGCCACAAGUUGAAGAACGUCUCAUGGGUUCCCCAACUCCCAAAGCUAGAGGUGAUUGACCUGUUUGACUGCAGAGAGCUAGAGGAACUGAUAAAUGAACACGAGAGUCCAUCCGUUGAAGAUUCAGCAUUGUUCCCAAGCCUGAAGACUUUGGUAAUUAGGGAUCUCCCAGAACUAAGCAGCAUCCUUCCAUCUCAGUUUUAUUUCCAAAAACUAGAAACUUUAGUCAUCACCAAUUGCCCCAAAGUGAAGAAACUGCCAUUUCAGGAAACGGUUCAGAUGAACUUGCCAACAGUUUACUGUGACGAGAAAUGGUGGGAUGCACUGGAAAAGGAUCAACCAAACAAAGAGCGUUGUUGUUUACCACGCUUCGUUGCAAGUUGA